This is a messenger RNA of Eurytemora carolleeae, 1783 nucleotides long. RefSeq names its product carboxypeptidase B. The transcript has 3 exons. Gene Ontology annotation, biological process: proteolysis. The record is from RefSeq and is a predicted model, not a curated record. Bases 21 to 1391 code for a protein of 456 amino acids. Gene Ontology annotation, molecular function: metallocarboxypeptidase activity; zinc ion binding. Lineage: Eukaryota; Metazoa; Arthropoda; Copepoda; Calanoida; Temoridae.
UUUACAGAGGAACAGUUGAAAUGAUUUUGAUCUUGCUUUUCGGACUUUUCAUACAGGAUGGAUUAGCUCUACCAUCAGAUCGAAGCUUAAAUGUAGGACGUGAAUCCAGGUACUCUGGAUACAAGGUUCUUGCUGUCAUUCCUAACACAAAAGAGCAGGUUUCCUGGUUAGCGGAAUUUAAAGGGAACCCAUCCCUAAACUGUUCUCUAGACUGGUGGAAUGAACCAAGCCUACCAGCUGUAACAGUAUCCCUAGCUGUAAACCCAAGCUGCCUGGAGGAUGUUAUUCAGGAGUUUAAGAAUGAAGGACUGAGUGCUAGAGUAAGAAUACCAGAUCUUGAGAAGGUGAUCGCACUGGAGAAGAAUUACAGGUUUCUGUCUCAGCUCUAUCGGAAUCCAGAUGACUGGAACGAGGAGGUUUAUCACAACCUGGAGGAGAUAAACAAGAGGGUCGACUCCUUGGUUAAAACGUACUCCGAAGUCCUCACCGCUAAGACGCUUGCUACUACCUACGAGGGGAGGAAGAUUGAAGUUGUGAUUGUUCGUGAGGCCGGACCCGUCAAUAAACCUGUAAUAUGGAUUGAUUGCGGGAUUCAUGCCAGAGAAUGGAUUUCUCCUCCAACAUGUCUUCAUAUUAUAGAUCGUCUAAUAGACUCCGUCAACUCUGUAGAUCCUAAAGAGAAUCUCCUGGCAGUUUAUGAUUUCUACAUCCUACCUGUUGCGAACCCUGAUGGUUAUGCCUACACCUGGAGCACGGACAGAAUGUGGAGGAAGAACCGCAAACCCAACCCAGGAGCAAACAAUCUACAAUCUCCCUUCUUUGGUUGGAACGGGAAUCAAAACCAAAAAUGCGACGGAUCUGAUCCAAACAGAAACUUUCCGAUUCACUUUAACGAAGCCUCCAAUAAUCCUUGCGAUGGUUCGUUCCGCGGAGAAACCCCGUUCUCCGAGGCUGAAGCUCAGGCUGUCAGGAAUGGAGUUCAACAAAUGCUAGAUGUUUAUGGAAAAAAUAAGAUCGCUGCUUUUAUAACAAUUCACGCCAAUUCUCAACUCUGGAUGUCACCUUACGGAUAUACGAAGAUCCAUUCUGUGGACCACGAUGAUCAGAUGAAAGUGAUGAAAAAGUCCGUGGAUGCUCUGGGUAAAGUUUUCGGGACCGAGUACAGAUAUGGACCAAUAUCAGAGGUAAUUUAUCUGGCGUCUGGUUCCAGCGUAGAUUGGGCGUAUGAGGGAGCAGGGAUCAAGUACUCCUAUGCUCUGGAACUCCGGGAUACCGGAGAUUGGGGUUUCCUUCUACCACAGGAGCAGAUUAAAGAUACGGCUAGUGAAACCUGGAUUGGUAUUACAGCUAUGGCCUGGGCUAUAGCGGAGGAAUACGGGGUCAAAGUUUAAAUUUUUUAAAUCAAAAUAUUUAUUAUUUUAUCUAUAUAUUUCAAAGAUUAAACUAAAUUAACAAUUUGUUAUGAAAAAGUGUAAAAAUUGAUGUAAUGAAAUAAUAGACCUUUAAGAUUUUCAGUUCCUCCUCAUUUUUAUUUAUUCCAACGAUUACUCAAUAAGUGUAGCUGAUCAUACAAUGCAAUAAAACUGUCAACUAUUCUUGUCUGACUAUGGUUGUGCAUAGUUUAACAUUUUAAUUCAACAUCAUCUAUAGUUAGAAAAUAAUUUUUAUGGAAGUUAUAUUCGUAAUUAUAAAAAUAGACUUCUGUGAUAUUUGAUAUCAAUGCAAUAAACCCAUUUACACCUGAAAAUAAUAGAAAUAUUUCAAAAUAUAGUUUUCAAAAAGA